UCUAGCAAACUACCAACACGUGUUUGUUCCACAGAACCGCAGUUUUCUUGAAAUAUUCACAUUUUUAAACAAAAAAACAAUGGGCAAAGUGAAAGUAGAAGACGCCGACACUUCCGUGCAGACCAGCGGCGAUGUGACCAUCAAGGAAGAGGAGACCUACGACGACAAGCUGCUUUUCGUGAAUGCCAUUGCCAAGCCCAUGGCAGGUAAAAAACUGGCCAAGAAGUGCUACAAGCUGGUCAAGAAGGCGAUGAAGCACAAGACCUUCCUGCGCAAUGGACUGAAGGAUGUUCAGACUCGCCUGCGCAAGGGAGAAACUGGCAUUUGCAUAUUUGCUGGUGAUGUGACACCCGUGGACAUCAUGUGCCACCUGCCGGCUGUAUGUGAGGAGAAGGGCAUUCCCUAUGCCUACACGCCCAGUCGAGCUGAUCUGGGAGCUGCUAUGGGUGUCAAGCGCGGCACAGUUGCCCUGCUGAUCCGGCAAAACGAAGACUACAAGGAUCUGUACGAUGAGGUCAAGGAGGAGAUGUCCGGAUUGAAUGUUCCCAUCUAAGGGAAGACCUCCUGUAGUUGUAGAUUCGUUUGCUAAUUAAGUGUCCUAGUUAAGUUAACAGAAGUUUGCUGAAUAAACGCGAACAAAACCUAA
Messenger RNA from Drosophila kikkawai, 646 nucleotides. It is a transcript of the gene NHP2, whose product is annotated as NHP2 ribonucleoprotein. NCBI's taxonomy places the organism in Eukaryota, Metazoa, Arthropoda, Insecta, Diptera, Drosophilidae. The record is from RefSeq and is a predicted model, not a curated record.